Messenger RNA from Chaetomium fimeti, 1732 nucleotides. RefSeq names its product amino-acid permease. Gene Ontology annotation, molecular function: L-amino acid transmembrane transporter activity. Gene Ontology annotation, biological process: amino acid transmembrane transport. Bases 154 to 1590 code for a protein of 478 amino acids. NCBI's taxonomy places the organism in Eukaryota, Fungi, Ascomycota, Sordariomycetes, Sordariales, Chaetomiaceae. The transcript is spliced from 2 exons. The record is from RefSeq and is a predicted model, not a curated record.
AGGUCAGGCCCGGAAGGACCUCUGGUGUCGGUGCAGCAACGUUUGCUUGGCUACAGCCACCGUGACCUGCCUGUUCUGGUUUCAACACCCACCAGCUCGCAGACGACGAAGGUGACAAGAGAUCAUCUCGCAACACCUUAACGGUCCUCAACCAUGGCGGCCAUCAACCCCGCCCCGGACGCCAAGUCCCUGGACAAGAAGGCGACCCCUUUCGACACCCCGGAUUCGGGCGCCCUCCAGUCACAAUCCGACGAUGAAGUGGGCGAGGUGCGGCCCACGGUCGAGAUGAACGACUACGAGAAGCAGAAGGCGGCCGAAGGUGAGGCGCAUUUCCACCAGCUCGGCUGGAAGCGUCUCACCAUCGUGCUAAUCGUGACGGCGGUUGCGCUUGGGAGUCUCAGUCUUCCGGGCGCCUUUGCGACCCUCGGCAUGGUAGCCGGCGUCAUCCUCACGGUCGGAAUCGGUCUCGUUGCCUUGUAUGCCAGCUACGUGAUCGGUCAGAUGAAGCUCAAGUACCCGCACAUCUCGCACUACACCGACGCCGGCCGCAUGAUGUUUGGCAACAUUGGCUACGAGAUUGUCAGCGUCAUGUUCAUCAUGCAGCUGGUUUUUACCAUCGGCUCGCACGUCUUGACUGGCGCCAUCAUGUUCGGAAACCUUACGGACAACGGCGCAUGCACCGUCAUCUUCACCGUCGUUUCGGCGAUCCUCCUGUUCCUCGUCGCCAUCCCGCCCAGCUUUUCCGAGAUGGCCAUCCUCGGCUACAUCGACUUCGCGUCCAUCAUCGCCGCCAUCUUCAUCACCAUUGUCGCCACCGGUGUGCGUGCUAGCGAGCUGCCCGGCGGUGUCGCGUCCGUGGCGUGGUCUGCAUGGCCCAAGGAGAACCUGUCGCUGGCCGAAACCUUUAUCGCCAUCAGCAACAUCGUGUUUGCCUACAGCUUUGCCCUGUGCCAGUUCAGCUUCAUGGACGAGAUGCACACGCCAAAGGACUACGACAAGGCGAUCAUGUCGCUCGGCAUCUUCGAGAUCUUCCUCUACACGAUCACGGGCGCUCUGGUCUACGUCUUUGUCGGCCCGGACGUCAAAUCCCCCGCCCUGCUGUCGGCCGGCCCUGUGGUGUCCAAGGUGGCGUUCGGCAUCGCCAUCCCCGUCAUCUUCAUCUCGGGCAGCAUCAACACGACCGUGGUGGCGCGCUACAUCCACGGGCGCGUGUACAAGAACUCCAUCAUCCGCUACGUCAACACCCCCAUGGGCUGGGCCACGUGGAUUGGUCUGGACGCCGCCAUCACCCUACUGUCGUGGGUCAUUGCUGGUGCCGUCCCCUUCUUCCCGGACCUGCUGGCCAUCUGCUCAUCGCUGUUCGUCUCGGGCUUCACCUUCUACUUUCCCGCCAUCAUGUGGUUCAUGUUCAUUAGGGAAGGGAAAUGGUUCGAGCGCAAGAAUUUGCCUAUGGCAGCCGCCAACGCUUUGUCGUUUAUCGUAGGCAUUACUGUGCUAGGCGUCGGGACUUACUCUGCUGUAUGGGAUAUUAUGCAUCGGUACGAAAUCGGAUCGGUUUCCGACCCAUACAGCUGCGCGCCCGUCUCUUAGGGUUGGUUGCGCUUCGGUUUAGUUCUUUACGUUCGCUCGGGGUUUGGGGAGUUUGUGGAGCACCAUGAUACGCACUGCGCGCCCGAGGUGCUUGCAGGCAAUGGCAACCCGGCAGCUGCGCAGUCUUUUACGAGAGACCUUG